Messenger RNA from Hymenoscyphus albidus, 1921 nucleotides. The record is from the annotation of a GenBank genome assembly. Lineage: Eukaryota; Fungi; Ascomycota; Leotiomycetes; Helotiales; Helotiaceae.
UAAAGUAUGAGUGAACGCCGGCUAUUUUCGCAUCAUCGCGCCUAGUAAAAAAAUGUAACUCUAACGGAACUCGAUUGCCUUGUUAGCUUUACCUGUUUCGUACCUUGUUAGUUACGUAAAGAAAUCCACGGGGGACAUUCAAUCUGCUACAGUACACCGAUGAUAUUCCGCAUCCUUUUUUGAGAAUAUGAAAAGACAAGGAAGAAGAAAACUUCUACGAUUGCGUCGAAGUAAUUUCCAACGAUUUCAAAAUCGUCUCAGCAGGUUAGAAUGAAGCCCAUCAAAUCUAUCGCCAUUAUCGGUUGUGGUCCCGCGGGACUUAUAUCCAUCGACGCCCUCGCUCAAGAACAAGUCUUUGACACGAUCCGAGUCUUUGAGCGGAGGGAGAGGCCUGGGGGCUGUUGGUAUGUCUCCUCAUACUGUAUUUAAUAAGAAAUAAGAACGUCAUGUGAAUUAACAAUGACAUUGAUAGGAUCGAUGACCCCGAAGGUCAUAUACAGCAGCUCCCCGAUUUAGACAGAAUCGCAGCCAGAAACCCCGAAGAACAAAUCCAGAUUCCUGAUGUUCUUCCAAUUGUGAAGGAGAGGAGUGAUCUCUAUCGCUUCGACGAGACGUCUAUCUAUCCGACGCUGGAAACUAACAUCGAUGCCCAGGCCAUGGAGUUUUCCCAGGAACCGUUUCCCAGUGAGAGAACGGCCUUCAAUGUCGAGAGACAUGGGAAGGAUUCUCCAUUUCGUCAUUGGAAGGCGGUAAGGGGGUAUCUUGAAUCACUGGUUAAUAGGAGGGGUUAUGAGAAAUUCGUGUCUUAUGGGACGUUUGUGGAGCUUGUUGAGAAAGACCAAGAUGGUGGCUGGAUCCUUACUCUAAGACAAGUUCUUGAGGGGGGGCAAGAUGAGAAAUGGUGGACUGAGAGGUUUGACGCUGUUGUUGUUGCGAGUGGUCACUAUCAUGUUCCCUUUAUCCCUCAUGUUGAUGGGCUUUCUGCGUUCGCGACUGCUUUCCAUGGGAGUGUUCAACACAGUAAAAGCUACCGAAAACCAGAGGUCUAUAAGGACAAAAGAGUCGUGGUUGUAGGAGCUAGUAUCUCAGGCCCGGAUAUCUCGUUCAAUCUCGCCGAUAUUGCGGAGGCACCCGUUCAUUCUGUGGUGCGAGGGAGAUAUCAUCCUUAUUUUGGGGAUUAUGCAUUUCAACAUCCUAACAUAUUUCGUCGACCACCGAUUACACACGUUGUGGCGGACGUGGAAAAGAAUAUCAGGACGGUCUAUUUUGAAGACGGGACAACGUUGGAGAACGUCGAUCAUAUCAUUUUCGCUACGGGGUAUAGUUGGACCCUUCCCUUCCUCCCUACCCUCGCUACAACAAUCCGGAAUAACCGCCUCCCAAAUCUAUACCAACACGUCUUCCCGCACCACGAGGAAACGCUCGUCUUCGUCGGUGCUAUCGCCGCAGGGUUUACCUUCAAAGUCUUUGAAUGGCAGGCUGUUCUCGUAGCAAGGUAUCUUGCUGGUCGUAUCCAGCUUCCCCCUAUCGAAGAGAGGAUCAAGUGGGAAGAGGAUAGGAUUAUAGAGAAAGGCGAUGGUGUCCCGUUUACGGCUAUUUAUCCUAAGUUCGAAGAGUAUUUUGAGGAGAUUAGGGAGAUGGCUGGAGAACCGGAUGGGAAGGGGAGGAAGUUACCGGUGUGGGAGAAGCAGUGGAGGGAGGGGUUUGAUGCUGCGCAUUUGGUUCGAAUUGCGAUGUGGAAGAGGGGGAAUGAGAGGGCGAGGGAGAGGAUUGAGGCAGGGAAGAGGAAGAGUGAGGGGAUUUCUACUCAAUUGUAGGGUGUACUAGUGGGUAACGGAAUCUUGUUGGAGGGCCUCCUGAUUUCUUUUGGUCGUUGUUUACUAGAUUUUUGAGAUAUCAAGAGUAAGACGAUCUGUCUUAG